AGCUUUAGCCAAUGUUGGGGGUAAAUUAUUAGCAUUCUGUUAUGGAUUAUGGGAAGUUAAUACGGAUAACGGGGAUUAUACACCAUUUUUUGAUGAGGGUUCAGAGGAGGCUAAAAGAUCUUGGUCAGGGGUGAAGGCAGUUACUGUCAUUGAUUCCUGUGUUUAUGUUGUGGCAGGGAAUCAACUGCUAGAGCUGAACACAAUUACAAAGAAGAUCAGAGAAGUAAGUAAUGAUGAUUGGGGUUCUACGAAAUUUUUG
Molecule: messenger RNA, 259 nt
Organism: Scutellospora calospora
Lineage: Eukaryota; Fungi; Glomeromycota; Glomeromycetes; Diversisporales; Gigasporaceae
Source: the annotation of a GenBank genome assembly